GAAUGGACCCUGUAGUGCGUCAGGUGGGGCAGCACAUAGAGAUGGAGCCAGAAUGGGAGGCAGCGUUCACCUUACAGAUGAAGCUCACACAUAUCAUCUCUAUGAUGCAGGAAUGGUGUGCCAGUGAUGAGCGAGUGCUGAUCGAAGCCUAUAAGAAGUGCCUGAGUGCGCUGACUCACUGCCACAGUGGUUUCACAGAUGGGGAGCAGCCCAUAACCCUCAGCAUGUGCGGCCACUCCGUCGACACCAUCCGCUACUGCGUUUCUCAGGAGAAAGUCAGCAUACACCUGCCUGUGUCCCGGCUUUUAGCAGGUUUACAUGCUCUGCUGAGCACAACUGAGGUUGCCUAUCGAUUUCCUGAGCAGCUGCCACUGAGUGAACUGAGUCCACCCAUGUUGAUCGAGCAUCCGCUUCGCUGCCUUGUACUCUGUGCCCAGGUGCAUGCUGGAAUGUGGAGAAGAAAUGGCUUUUCUUUGGUCAAUCAAAUCUAUUAUUAUCACAAUGUGAAGUGUAGAGUGGAGAUGUUCGAUAAAGACCUCAGCAUGCUUCAGGUCAGUAGU
Messenger RNA from Sinocyclocheilus rhinocerous, 560 nucleotides. Its product is annotated as E3 ubiquitin-protein ligase UBR2-like. The record is from RefSeq and is a predicted model, not a curated record. Gene Ontology annotation, molecular function: ubiquitin protein ligase activity. Lineage: Eukaryota; Metazoa; Chordata; Actinopteri; Cypriniformes; Cyprinidae. The annotation marks the transcript as partial. The transcript is spliced from 5 exons. Gene Ontology annotation, cellular component: ubiquitin ligase complex; cytoplasm. Gene Ontology annotation, biological process: ubiquitin-dependent protein catabolic process via the N-end rule pathway; protein ubiquitination.